Colletotrichum truncatum is the source of this 1590-nucleotide messenger RNA. Its product is annotated as Lactose permease 25. The record is from RefSeq and is a predicted model, not a curated record. Gene Ontology annotation, cellular component: membrane. Gene Ontology annotation, biological process: carbohydrate transport; transmembrane transport. NCBI's taxonomy places the organism in Eukaryota, Fungi, Ascomycota, Sordariomycetes, Glomerellales, Glomerellaceae. Gene Ontology annotation, molecular function: carbohydrate:proton symporter activity.
AUGGACAGGGACAGAGCUACGGACAAUGUCGUCCAUAAGCAGGUUGACGAUGCAGACACGGGUGUCGAUACUUAUGCUGCCAUUAUGGCGACACAGAAGCCCGAUCCUCGAGGGCCGGGAUACAUCAAGUUGUAUGUUCUUGCCUCUAUGGUAUUUCUGUGUUCAACCAUGAAUGGCUUCGAUAGUUCUCUUAUGGGAUCCAUCAAUGCGUUGCCUAACUACACUGAGUACUUUGGAUUACCAGCCAACGGAAACACGAGCACCGGCAUCGUGUUUGCCAUCUUCCAGGUCGGUCAAAUGUGCGGUGCCCUUUUUAUCUGGAUGGCAGAUUGGUACGGUAGAACAUGGCAUAUCUUUUUCGGUUGCCUAGGAGUAUGUAUUGGGACAAUAGUGACCUCCCUUGCUACCAAUCUGCCCAUGUUCAUUGGAGGACGGUUCAUCUUGUCCUUUUUCGCAACCUGCGCUCAUACCUCUGCACCUCUGUACCUGGUCGAACUUUCUCCUGCCGCAUACCGAGGAACAAUUGCUGGCAUGUACAACACCUUUUACAACGUGGGCUCCAUCUUGGCGACGUCGGCAGUUUACGCAUGCCAUCUCCACCUCAGCGACAAGGGCGAUUUGGACUGGAGAAUUCCUCUUUGGCUGCAAAUGGUCUGCCCGGGCCUUGUGUGCUUGUUGAUCAAGUUUUUCCCAGAGUCGCCUCGUUGGCUCGUUGCCAAGGACCGACAUGAGGAGGCCAGAAACAUCAUCGCAACUUAUCAUACCAACGGCGACCUGGACCACCCACUGGUUGACUUGCAGAUGAGGGAGAUGAUCAACUCGAUUGAUCCGGCACACGUUCCGUCUUGGAGAGAUCUAUUCGAUCUGCGAGUUCUGGUCGAGACCCGCUCCAGCCGGUACAGGUUGAUGCUUAACAUCGCUUUCUCCUGGUUUGGUCAGUUCAGUGGUAACAACAUCAUCUCGUACUACCUCCCCAUCAUGCUUUCAGGUGUUGGCAUCACCGACACAAACAUUAAGCUAAUCCUCAACAUCGUCUACUCUGUUAUUGGUUGGGUGUUCUCGACUGCCGGUUCGCGCCUCCACGACAUCGUCGGCCGCCGCAAGAUGCUUAUUGCCACAACUUCAGGGAUGGCUGCGUGUCUCGCAAUUGUCGCCGGCUGCUCCGCCGGUUACACAGAGUACGGAAACAAAACAGCCUCCACCGUUAGCAUUGCCUUCAUCUUCAUCUUUGGCGCAGUAUUCUCUGCGGGAUUCACUCCGAUGCAGCCCAUAUAUCCAGCAGAGGUUGUCAGUAACAAAAUGCGUGCCAAAGCCAUGGGCACGUUCAAGUUGACAGCUGGUGCUGCUGGAUUUCUCAACACCUUCGUUGGACCAACUGCCCUUGCAAACAUUGGAUACUGGUUUUAUGUCUUUUUUGUUGCUUGGGACAGCUUUGAAAUCUUGUUCAUGUACUUCUUUUUCGUGGAGACCAAGGGCUUUACAUUGGAGGAACUAGACGAGAUAUUCGAGGCCAAGAACCCACGAAAAGCAUCUGUCGAAGCGAAGAAGAGACAGAAGCAAAUCAUUAGGGAAGGAGGAGUAGUGGCAUAG